This is a messenger RNA of Coffea eugenioides, 1962 nucleotides long. Its product is annotated as serine/threonine protein phosphatase 2A 59 kDa regulatory subunit B' gamma isoform-like. Gene Ontology annotation, biological process: signal transduction. Bases 1 to 1629 code for a protein of 542 amino acids. Gene Ontology annotation, molecular function: protein phosphatase regulator activity. Gene Ontology annotation, cellular component: protein phosphatase type 2A complex. The transcript is spliced from 2 exons. The record is from RefSeq and is a predicted model, not a curated record. Lineage: Eukaryota; Viridiplantae; Streptophyta; Magnoliopsida; Gentianales; Rubiaceae.
AUGAUGAAGAAGAUAAUUGGCAAGUUUUUUAAAAAAUCAUCGUCCAAUAAGGAUAAAGAUUCCAAUAAGAACAAAGAUGGCGAACACUUUAAUGGCUUCUCAUCAGUUAAAUCAGAUUUUGGGAUGAAUGUUAAUAACAGCUAUAAUUCCGUUGGGAAAUCCAGUUCUGUUAUGCGUUCUGGUGGUUUCUAUGGUUUGAAUCCUUGUAGCUAUAGUCAUGGAAAUGCUGAUCUUAUGAACUUGAAGAAAUUUGGUUCUAAAAUGGGCACAAAAGUAGGCCCUGUUGGAAGGCUGGAUAGUGAUUCUUUGCCAAGGUUUGGGGAAGUUCCAAGUUCAGAAAAAGUGGGUCUUUUUAUUAAGAAGUUGAAUUUAUGUUGCGUGGUACUUGAUUUUAACGACCCCAUGAAGGAUUUGAAAGAGAAGGACAUCAAGAAACAAACUUUGGUUGAGUUGGUUGAAUUUGUGGCCAUUGCAAAUUUGAGGUUUGAUGAGGUUAUAAUGCAGGAAGUUUUCAAGAUGGUGUCUGCUAAUUUGUUCAGAACAUUGCCAGUUUCUUGUCAGGACAUGAAAAGGCUACCGGUUAAUAUAUAUGAUAUGGAAGAGGAUGAGCCAAUAGUGGACCCUUCGUGGCCUCAUCUGCAAAUUGUGUAUGAGUUUCUGCUAAGACUUUUGUCCUCCUCAGAAAUGGAUCCAAAAGUGGCUAAAAGAUACAUUGACCAUUCAUUUGCGUUAAGACUGUUGGAAUUGUUUGAUUCUGAGGAUAAGAGAGAGAGGGAGUAUUUGAAGAAUAUUCUUCAUAGGAUAUAUGUAAAGUUCGUAAUGCAUAGGCCAUUUAUCAGAAAAGCAAUAGAUAACAUCUUGUACCAGUUCAUUUUUGAGACAGAGAAGCACAAUGGAAUUGCAGAGUUGCUGGAGAUCUUGGGCAGUAUAAUCAAUGGGUUUGAUUUUCCUUUAAAGGAAGAGCACAAGCUUUUCCUUGUCCAUGUGUUGAUUCCCCUUCACAAACCAAAGUGUCUCUCAAUGUAUCAUCAGCAACUCUCUCAUUGCAUCAUGCAGUUUUUGGAGAAGGACUUCAAGCUAGUGGACACUGUAAUUCGAGGUCUUCUGAAGUAUUGGCCAAUUACUAAUUCUGUUAAGGAGGUAAUGUUCCUUGGUGAAUUGGAGGCAGCUCUGGAAGCCACCCAUAAUACAGAAUUUCAGCGUUUCAUGGUCCCCUUGUUCCAUCAGAUUGCUCGGUGUGUCAAUAGUUCACAUUUCCAGGUAGCUGAACGUGCUUUGUUGCUGUGGAACAAUGAUCAUGUAAGAAAUCUGAUCAUUCAGAACCGCCUCGUGAUAAUGCCUAUUAUUUUGCCAUAUCUGGAAAGAAACAGCCAUAUCCACUGGUAUCAGUCGGUUCAUAAUCUCACGUUCAAAGUAAAGAAAAUGUUUUUUGAUGCUGACAAAGAAUUCUAUGAGGAGUGUAUGGUGAGAGUACAAGAAGAUGAAUUCAAGGCUGCGGUGGCUCGUGAGAAGCAGGCGUUCACGUGGAAGCAACUAGAAGAUCUUGCCAUGUCCAAGGCUGCGAGGGAAGAUGCUGUGAAUGUCUCUAGGAUUGCUUCCUCUCCAGUUACUGCUGCCAGCACCAUCUAAUCGUCAAUUGUCAAGUUAGAUAUUAGUGCUGAUGCAAAUAAUUGUCAUCAGCUUGUUCGCUGACAGAUAUUGAAAGAUGGACAGUUCAUAAGAUUAGGAUCCUUUAGUCCCAUGUGAUGUUUUCCGUGCAUAUGAAUGAUAGAGUAAGAGGCUGGGAGUUUCUGUAAAUACUUUUUUUCCCCCUUUUUCUGGGUAGAAUUCUCCUUCACUCAGUAAAAUAUCUGCAGGAAUUUGGUUCUUUUUUUUUUUGGUGGGUUCACCAAUGAGGCAUGUAUCAUAUUGACUAUCAGGGUAGUGGCUCAUAAGAUCUCUACCUGAUCAUAAUCAUCACAU